AUGUCCCACCAUUGCCAUGACGAGCACGCCGGCAGCGGUGGCCACGACCACCACGGCCACAAUCAUGAUCACGACCAUUCCGACGACAUCACGCCCGCCCUGCAGUUCUCGCUCUACCAGCACGUCGACUUUGCCCAAGUCAUCACCCUCAACGAAGCCACGUCAGGCGCCGGCCGCGCCAUUGUGCAGAAAACCUGGGACCAGCGGCUCGCAGAAGAGCCCGAGCUCGCCAGCGACGUCGACGAGCAGCUGCUCAUGCACGUCCCUUUCACCGGCCAGGUCAAGCUGCACGCCAUCCUUCUGCGCAGCUCGGCGUCGCCAUCCGCGCCUCGCACGCUGCACGUCUUCCAGAACCGCGACGACCUCGAUUUCGGGUCCGCCGAGGAGGAGGCCGAGGCCCGGCACGCGACCCAGACUUUCGAGCUGGCGCAGACGUCCGACAUCCAGGAGUUUGCCGUUAAGCGCGCUGUGUUUGGCCAGGUGCGCCGACUGACACUCUUCUUCCCGGACAACUUCAGCGACGGUGAGGAGGACGUAACGCGGCUGAGCUACCUGGGCUUCCGCGGCGAGUGGAUGCAGCUGGGCCGCGCGCCCGUCAACAUCUUGUACGAGGCCGCUGCCAAUCCGGCCGACCACGCACUCAAGGGCACGUCUGUGAACCAGAUGGGCAGCAAUAUUGGCGGUGGUGGUGGGCGGGGGAAGUAG
This is a messenger RNA of Sporothrix brasiliensis 5110, 705 nucleotides long. RefSeq lists its product as uncharacterized. The coding region runs from base 1 to 705 and encodes 234 amino acids. Lineage: Eukaryota; Fungi; Ascomycota; Sordariomycetes; Ophiostomatales; Ophiostomataceae. Gene Ontology annotation, cellular component: nucleus. The transcript has a single exon. The record is from RefSeq and is a predicted model, not a curated record.